Molecule: messenger RNA, 7861 nt
Organism: Portunus trituberculatus (swimming crab)
Lineage: Eukaryota; Metazoa; Arthropoda; Malacostraca; Decapoda; Portunidae
Molecular function (GO): actin monomer binding
Source: RefSeq, a predicted model, not a curated record
UAUUACUACUACAAGAUGGAUAUUAUGUGGAGUUCUAUGGUAUCUUGGGCUGGCCGCAGGAUGUCGCCACCGCCCCUCCGCCACUAUGCCGCGCCCCCCAGCCUGGCCGCCCCCCGUGUGACAGAGGACACGCCCCCGGACCUACUGGAGGGGGACAUGGACCUAACUGUUAUUCUACCAGCGGGACACAGGGUUAACAUGUCCGUGGCCAGGAGCACGCCCAUGAUGGAUUUGCUGAUACAAGUGACCACAGCCCACAAGAUCAACCCUGGGGGACACAUCAUCCACCUCGUGUCAGAUAACAGACUCCUCACAUACAAGCCUUCCACGCCCAUAGGCACCCUGGACACGAGUGUAAUUAAGAUCGUGGCGAAGAACAGGCUGAACGAGGAGGCGCGGGCACGCAGAGCACACCUUGUCACGCAGGCACAGGAGAAGAACAUUAGGCUCAAGGUCAACCUCCCACGCAACCAGCUGGCUGUCUACCGCCUUCCACCACGCACUUUAAUAUCUGAGGUACUCACCAUUGUGUGUUCUGAUCGGGCCAUUGACAUCAAUACUCACGAAAUACGGCAUCCUGUUAACAUAGACGAAAAGCUGCGAGGAUCUUGUACUUUAGCAGACUACCAACUACAAGAAGUCAGUUUGGUGCGCCGUGACUUCCAAGCGCCGCCUCUCAGUGUCACGGACCUUAUCACUAUGGCUGCCAUCACUAACACCUCCAGGGACGCUGCUGACGGCAAGAGAAGGGGUCUCAUGUCACUCUUCACCAGGAGGGCUAAAUCUUCCGGCGGGGAGAGCAGCGUGUCCUCAGGAAGUGGCGGGGAGAGAAGUGUGAGCCCUGCAAGGUCUGACGCUUCUGACAGGGGAGGUGGAGGAGGAGGAGGAGGAGGAGGAGGAGGAGGAGGAGGAGGAGGAGAAGGAGGGAGCCGGCAAUCUCUCGCCUCCUCCUCUUCUACUACGACCCUCACAGCCUCCGCCCCCUCACCCACGCCCCAGGAAGAGGCAGGCCCCCUCCGCCCCCCUGGUGCGGAGAAAGAGGAGAAUGGAAAGGAUUCAUUGAGAAGAGAAGACCCAGGAGGAGGAGGAGGAGGAGGAGGAGGAGGAGGAGGAGGAAGGGGGCCAAUCUCCCUCUCCCGGUGUUCCUCAGGGUCAUCAUCUGGUUACCACGAACCGCUGUUAAGGUCUUCACAUGCAAGCCCCAGCGGAUCGGAAAUCAGCGAGGUGGUGCAGCGCCCCCCGCCCCCCCAAACCACCACCACCACCACCACCAACCUCACCACCACCACCUCCUCCUCCUCCCUCUCCCUAGCCUCACGGGGGAAGCGCCGCGCCCCGCCCCCAAAGCCCCUCCCUGCCCCCCCAGUGCCUAUACCAGAGGAAGGAAGGCGCCCCCAUAGAGUGACCCCCUACGAGCCCCAGGACCCCCACCCCGCCCCCCGCCGUCACCCCCACCACCCCUCCUCCCUCGUAGAAGGCGGUGGCGCUGGUGGUGGUGGGUCUGGGGCGAAUAUUUCUACCCCAGAUGAUGGAGCGGCGAGACCACCCCAGAAAAUACCCCAGAUUUCUCCACGGAAGCUGAAAAAGGCGCCAAAAAUACCCCAGGAAGCAAGAAAUUCCCUAGACGUCCCGGAAAGCGCCCUAGAACCCUCUGAAAUUACCUUAGAUUCCUCGCUGGUGCUUCAAAACAUCAUGGAUUUCUCCCUGGAUGUCCCUGAAAGUUCCCUAGAUAGCCCUAUGGUACCCCAAAACUCCCUAGAUGUGCCUGAAAGUUCCCUAGAUUGCCUGCCGGUACCCCAAAACUCCCUAGAUUUGUCCCUAGAUGUGCCUGAAAGUUCCCUAGAUUACCUGCUUGUGGCCCUAAACUCCCUAGACUCGCCAGAAAUUACCCCACAAAACACACCCAAGCACCGAAAAACACAGGCAAACAUCCAAAACACACCCAAACACCCCAAAACACCUCCAAACACCCCAAAACACCCGCAAACACCUCCAAACACCCCAAAACACACUAACAAAUCACCGCAACCUUUUACCAACGAGAUUGAAAAAUGGUCUAUGGAAAAUCUCAAUAAAACAGCAAUAAACAGCCAUUUGGACAGCCCCAGUGGCAGUGUGACCAGCAAGAGCAGCAGUGUGGACAGCAGGGCAGCCAUACCGACCUUCAGAAUGGUCAAGCAAGGUCAGAUAAGGUCACAAGAGGACGAGAGACAGAAAGCUUUUAUUGCAGAUGGAAAAUCUCAAAAGGUUGAUAAAAAUUUUGGCUCUUGGAAAAGCUGUGGUUCUGGCAGCAGUGGGAGUGUUAGUGGCUCUUCCAAGGGUGCCAUGAAGGGGAGGAAGGCACUGGAUAGCCUCUCCAGGGUCCUCAAGGGCAGUGCCAAGGAGAGCCACUCGCUUGGCACUCCAGAAUCUAAUGAAAGUGAUUUAGAAUUUGAUGAGAGGAUGUUUGAGCCAAAAUAUUUAAUUCCGGGGGAUAUGGAGGGGAGAAACGCCCCCUCUCGCCCCCCCAAGGCCUCCACAGUCACCCCUCCGAAGCGCCCUGGAAGGAAAAAGGCGCCACAACCACCACAACCGCCACAAACGUACCAGGAACCGUCACACACACACGCACACGCACAUACAGAGAGUGUGCGUGGAGGUGAACGUACACAUGUGGACAUUUCAAGCCAUGUACGUGAUGAGGGGGCUAUGUGCGUCCCCCCACCCACGCCGGAGGGGGGGGAGGGGCUGCAGGAAAAAUACCUCCACCAUUUUGCUAAGUUGGAGGAAAUUGACUCAGAACUCCUCUCUCUCUUGUCUGAGGACGGUGUUGACUCCUCCUCCUCCUCCUCCUCCUCCUCCUCCUCCUCCUCCUCCUCCCAAAGAGUGCCACCUUUGAGGACAGUGCCAGCAGAAGAGAAGGAAAGAAAGGCAGUGGCGCUUCAAGAUAUGACCAAAACAGUGCCACUCAAACACCCAACAGUGCCACUUCAAGCUUCACCAGGGCCACUCCAAGCUUCACCAGUGCCACUCCAAGCUUCACCAGUGCCAGUCCAAGCUUCACCAGUGCCACAAGCCAAUUUCACCAAGACAGUGCCACUCAAGAACCAGAUAACCAGGACAGUGCCACUCCAGGACCUUGCCAAAACAGUGCCACAAGCCAAUUUCAGCAAGACAGUGCCACGUGAAGACCCACCUCGAACCAGGACAGUGCCACAGAGUAACCUUAUCACCAAGACAGUGCCAGAGAAGCAGAUUUACCCAACAGUGCCACCCAAACCUCACUUUAAAUCCACAGUGCCAGAGAGUGCCACGCCCACGCCCCACCCAGCAGCAGUGCCAGUGGGGAGCAGUGCCACUAGCUACAGGGCGGGGUAUGUGGCCAUGGUGUCACAGCUGCACGGGUGGGACAGUGCCACAGUGCCAAGGAGUGCCAGAUUAACAAGGCAGAAUGCAGUCACCACCACCACCACCAUCACCACAUCCUCUUCCACCUCUCUAUGCUCAGAUUCAGAUCACGAGGUCCAGACAAGAAGAACAAGCUUUUCCUCAGAAGCAAGCGAAGAGGAAGAGGAGGAGGAGGAGGAGGAGGAGGAGGAGGAGGAAGAGGAGGAGAGUGAGAGCGAGAGUGACACGGAAAUAGGCAACCACGACACACACUCAAAGAAAACGGGGGCUGGAUCUCCAUUUUCUAUAUCUGAAGGGGUGACUAGGAAGGAAGAAGAGGAGGAGGAGGAGGAGGAAACGGAGGAGGAGGAGAGUGAAGAAGAAGAAGAAGAAGAAGAGGAGGAGGAAAGGAAGAAGCAAAUACCUCAACCGUCUUCCUCCUCCUCCUCCUCCUCCUCCUCCUCUUCUGAAUCAAGCGAGGAAGAAGAAGAAGAAGAAGAAGAAGAAGAAGAAGAGGAGGAAGAGAAAAUAAACUGGGAAUUUACUCUACCAGAACCGCCAACGCCUUUUAAGGACAUUCCAGCCUCCCCCAGUGCCAUCAGACAGUGCCAGGACAGUGCCACACCCCAGACAGUGCCAGAGGGGGCCGAUAGAUUGACAGAGAGGGCCGGUACAGUGCCAGAGAGGGCCAAACUGACAGAUAAGAGAGAGAGAGAUUUGAGGAGAAGAUCAGACUCCUCCAGUGAAGAAGAGGAGGAGGAGGAGGAGGAGGAGGAGGAAGAGGGAGAGGAGGAGAGGAAGAAGAACAUGAUAAAUGAACUAAAAAGUGCAAUUGAAGUUAGAACAGAGCCAAGAAUUGUGGAAAUGAGGCCUAAAACUAAUAUUGUGUACCGCAGUCACCCGCAGUUCUCCACCCAUUACUCCCACGCCCACGCCCCCACGCCCACGCCGCCCAGUGCAGGAGGUAGCCAAGACACGCCCGCACCCACACACCACCCACGCCUCGAAUCCACCUCCACAUACGAGAGCUGUGAUGAAUUUAAUCGGUCACACUCAUCAUCUGCAGCAAGUUAUGAUUCUGCACCUCCGCCACUUCCAGACACCUCCCCUCCGAAUAUCCAGCCCCCACGCCCCCCCAGGAUGUCCCCCCAGAUGCCCACACCUCCCAGCCACCCCCCCCAAGCCACAAGGUCAGGGGGGGCCAGGGCACAGAAUUAUAAGCCCGCAACUGUCAACUUCUCAAUUUCAACUUAUACUUCGCGAUCAGAAGAGACUAGUUAUGACAAAAAGGUCCUUAAAACUGAGUCUUUUAGCCAAGAUACCACAGCCACAGCCACCACAGCACCUCCUACCACACCUUCCACCUCACCUCCACCCCCCACCACAGCUGCUACCCACGCCACAGCAGCCAGAACAGCAAUAACCACAGCACUUUCAAAGCCAGUUCUUCCUGAUAAACCAUUUUUCAAAGAGUUUUCUGCAUCUUCACGCUUCGCCCAGGGCCCAACCAGGUGGAUCCCCCGCGUGGCUGAAGGGGAGAGGCGCCCCCCACCCUUCAGGCACCCCGCAGCCCACCGUAGAAUGCAGCGCCACCCUCCGCUGGGCCGCGCUAGCUCACUUGGAAAUCUGUCAGCGUUGCAGCAAGACUUCACCAACAAAGCCCAGAGCACCACGGAUUUGUCCUCUUGUACCAACAACAACAGCAAUAACAACAAUAGCAUGCCCGGAAGCUGCGGAGGAGGAGGCGUGGGAGGAGGAGGGGGCGUGGGGGGAGGCCUACCCAAUUUCUUCCCCCAGCCUAUGAUGAUGGGGGGUGAAGUAGGCCUAGCUGAUGAGUUUAUGAAGUUACAACAAGAUUUUUUUAAGUGGCAACAACAAUUACUUCAAAAUCAGCACGUGUUACAUAGCAGGGUGGCGCCCCUCGCUGGCACGCCCCCCCAGCUGCAGAGUGUAGGGGUAAUUCGUGACAUCUUAGGCCAACAGGCCCCCCAAGCCCCCCAGACAGCCCCCAGCCACCCCCAGGCGCCCCCGGAGGUAGUGGAAGCUCUCAACCCCAGCGUGGGCGGCCUAGGGGGGGCGGGGAUGGGCGUGGGUGUCCGCCGCGCGCCCGUAGAGAGGAUUAUCAACAUUCGCUUUGAGGAUGGACCUUCGGAGACUGACGAGGCGCAGCUGCAUGGACCAACCUUUUCGCGAACCGGUCCCGUGAAUGACUUGUCCCGAAAUGUGUCCCAGAUGACCUUUGUGCCAAGACCACAACAACAACCACAACCACAACCACCACAGCAACAACCACAGCAGCAGCCACAGCAGCAGCAGCAUUUUCAACAAAGGAGAUGGGAAGAACCACGAGUAAAUAUAUCAAGCUGGACCGAUCGACCACAGCCACAAGACCCUCCUACAUUCACCCCUCCCACAGCCACCCCAGGGCCCACAGCAGCACCCCAGCCCGUAUACACCCCCGUACAGGCCCCUCGCACCUCCCCCAGGCCGCAGGUUCCCCGGGGGUACUCCAAACCUGGGGAAAUUGACGGAAAUAUGAAAACUUUCCAAACAAUUCCCUCGGCUGUGGGACCAAGUGUUAUUUCUGCUGUGCCUGGCCCCUCCACAGCAGAACAGCAGUACCAGGCGCUCCCUCCUGAACAGAAACAGCAAUUUGCGCAGUUCAUGCAGCAGCAGCGCCAGCAGACAUGGCCGCCACCACAGCAAGAAGCACAGCAGGUGUUCUACCAACCACAGCCAAUUCCUGAACAGCAGAAGCAGAUCUUUCAGCCACAGCAGACACAGUUUCAGCCACAGCCAGUGGCACAGCAAGCUACCUGGCCGCCGAAACAGCCGUCCCCACAGCCUACACAGCAAACAUGGCCACAGAAACAGCCUGCACAGCCUUCACAGCAAACAUGGACUCCAAAACAGCCUUCACCACAGCCGCCACAGCCUAAACAGCCUUCCCCACAGCCGCCACAGCCUAAACAGCCCUCUCCACAGCCUGCACAGCCUCCACAGCCCGACAAGACCACGUUUUGGAAGGAAUUGGAGGACAAGAGGCAGAAUUUAGGCCUAGGGCAGGAGGAGGGGAGGAGGAGGAGCCCCCGCCCCCGCAGAGGCUCCCGCCAGGACUCCCCCCCACAGACAGGUGGACCGCGGUACACGUCUGUGGUGACUGUGGCAGCUGAUGACUCCGGUGACUGUGGCAAAGACAAGGUGAGAUCUGUGGUGCAGCUCAACACAGAACAGCCCUCUCUACCACAGCCACAGCCUCCACAGCAGCAGCAAUUGAAGAUGGCUCCAAUCGUGCGCGGUUUUCGAGAUGACAGCCGGGUUGCUCCUCAGAUAACCCGCUCUCGCUCAUCCGUAUCGCCCCCUACCGGACCGAACGUGGCUGAAUCCGGUAGGCAGAUGGCUGGUGCACCUAACCACAGCACCACAGCGGCUGUCACACCCCCACAGCGGGCGUCACCACAGCGAACACAGCCACCAAGCAAAAUUUCCCCACCUAUGGAAACUCAGAGAUUUUCGGCUGCAUCUACCGCAUCUGGGCCACCACCACCACCCCCACCUGCUCCUCCGAUGGCUCCCCCGCCCCCUCCGCCCCCCUCAGCCCCCACAGCACCCGCAGCGGCCCCAGGGGAGAGGAGAACAGCCACGGGGAAAAAGAUUAUGUCCCCUAAAACUGGUGCAGAACUUGAUGCCAGGGAGGAGCUGAUGAUGGCCAUUAAGAAUCACGGAGGAAUGAAAUCGCUUAGAAAAACACACCCACAGUUUUAAAUGGGCGUGUUUUGGGUGUGUUCGGUGUGUUUUGGGUGUGUUUGGGUGUGUUUCGGUGUGUUUUGGGUGUGUUUUGGGUAUGUUUGGGUGUGUUUGGGUGUCUGUGUGUGUUUGCCACCGAAACACACACCUUCAGUUUAAAAAAUUUGGUAUGUGUGUGUGUGUAUGUGUGUGUCUGUGUGUGUGUGUGUGUGUGUGUGUGUGUGUGUGUGUGCGUGUGCGUGCGUCAGUUGCUCACCUAAUGAAAACACGAAGGGAUGUACAUGAACUAAAACACACACACACACACACACACACACAUGAAUUGAUGCAGUAUUGAUAAUUGCCAGUAUGGUUCUAUAUAUACAUAAUUAAUCCCCUUGGUUACAAAUAUACACAUUACACAAACAAAUAUACAUACACCUGUAUUCAUAACUGUAUAUAACUUGAUACCUACAGACAUACAGACAUAUACAUAAGUUAUACAUAGUCAUAAGUUGAUAAUACACAUGAUACAUUUAUUGAUACAUUUAUACAUAGAUAUACAUAUGCAUUGAUUGUCCUGGGUAUACGUAGCUCAGUAUACAGAAGAGUGCUAUACAUGUGUCUUAUAUAACCAAUUAAUACAUAUAUACACAUCGCAGUAUUCUAUUGAGUAUACAUAAUACAUAGAUGUUGAUUAUUAUAUGCAUAACUCAGUAUACACACACACACACACACACACACACACACACACACACACACACACACA